UCAGCCGUCCGAUCAAAUAACCCCCGCUCUCUCUCCCACUUUCUCUCUCUAGCUCAGGCUGAGAGAGUCAGCAAAAUCUCAGUGACAGUGUGAGAGUUAGCAGAUUUGUCUCUGUCCUCUCUCUCUCCCCCCUCUGAAUCCUCACCUCCUCCGCCUCCGGUGGAACGAAAGCGCACCGUUUCCCACGCACACGGAUUCCACGAACAGCCGGAUUGAACGGACCGCAACAGCGGCGGCGCUCGCGGCUUUUUUCUGGCGUUUCCAGAAAGUUCGUCGCGAAAUUUAUUAGCGCAUUUGGAAUUCUUUUGUGUAUUUUGCGCUCUGGUUGGUUGCCGAGAAAGUGGAGAAAAUAAAAGGCUUAUUUUGUGCUCCGUUUGGUUGCCGAGAAAGUGGAAGGAAAACAAAAGACGAUGAAUUGUUUUAGCUUGGAAUGUCGCUGCUUAUGGUUAGAAACUUGCGAAAAAUUUAAGGUUGGAUUAGAGAGAGAGAGAGCAAAUUUUCGCAAUGGUUUCCUUGGUAAUAUUUGAAAGUGAAGCUCAAAAGCUACAAUGCAAUCGGAUGUAUGUCUAAGUAGUCACUUUGUAGAAAUAGAAUCUGCUGUUGGAUAUGGGAUUCAGUUUAGAGCAACGAAAUAGUUCAAAAGAGCAGAACAGGUCCAGCAUAGAGGACAAUGUUGUACAGCCCCAAACAAGUCGUAGAACAAGGCAUAUAGAGAAGGCGAAAGUGAGAACUGGUGCUGGUUUGAAGCAGAAUGAUCUGCAUCAGAAUGCAAGACAAGAUGCAGGUGAUGGUGCUUCAGGCCAAGAAAAAUUUUCGGGAAAUCGAUCUAGAGAGAGUAUGAAGGGGAAUAAUGCAGGUAAAGUUGAUGAGCUUGUCAAGCACAUGUCAAACUUGCCUGGUUAUCUUCAGCGCCCUGAGAGAGGAGAAAAGAUCCAAGAAAAGGUUUUGAAUGUUGGAGUUCUGGAUUGGGGUCGACUAGAGAAAUGGAAGCACAAACAGAAGCCUUUUCCCGAAAAAGGUAGCGGUAGUUCAUCCUCAGAAAGGACUACUGGAAAGUCUACAUCAUCUGUUGUAGUUCACAAUGGGACAAAUGCUGAAGAACUCUCUUCAGGUUGUUCUAGUCUCAAGUCGUCUCAAAAGGAUGGCCUUUCGCAGGGUGUCAAACCAUCUGUGCAUAAAGAUGUGCGCUUCCAAGACUCUAAAACUGCUUCGAAGAAUGCCAUUUAUGGGCAGAAAAAGAUAUCCAUUCCCUAUCGGUCCCUUGGAAGACAUCACUCAGAUAUGAUGCUCGAUAAGGGGAAGGCAAAAGAUUCAGAUCAGAAGUUCACAUCAGAAACGGGCAAUAUGGCAGCAAACUUGAAAAGCUAUGGAGUCUCUCUCAAUCAAAAGCACGAGAUGAGCACUAGGCAUGGUCGAGCUAAAAAAACCAAGGACCUGCAAGAAUCGGAUAUCAAGAGGAAGGAUAUUGAUCAAGGAAUCAUUACGGAAAAGGGAGUUCCUUCAUCUAAGCUCGAAGGUUUUGAUGUCUCACUCAGUUCAGAGGGAAAGACAAUUGCUUGUCAUGGUAAAACUGAGAAAAGGGUGGAGGAGCUGCACAAAUCAGUUACCAAUCUAGCUCAUCAACACUGCCCUUCUGCAGAGAAUCCCGUUGUUGUCUCACCACCAAAGGAACUACCCCAAAAUGACUUUCCAGAGGUACUCCAGCUUUCAAAACCAAGAGCAUCAUGGGAUGAGUGUAUGGCAGAAGCUGAUAAAAUUAGCUUCUCGGGCAACUUUUCGACCAAAGAGAUGGACUUUGCCGAAUUCUCUUCUGAAGUUUCACACUCAUGCCCACUGUCUUCUGCAGUUGAGACUAAUACAGCAUCAAACAUGUUGCUAAAUAGCACAAUCAACGGUAACAGUGUGGGGCUUUCCUUUGUUCCAUCUCACAUGCGUCGAUGCUCAACACAAGACCUCCUCUAUGAUGAUAAAUUUGUACAUAAGAAAAAUUCAGAGAAAAUGCUUACCCGUUCAAGCUUUGAUACUUCGAGUACAUUGGAUCAAGAAGAUGUUGAACUGGCAACUAGAAAAGGCAGAAGCCCAACUCCCAUUCGCCGGUUUAACUUCAGCUUAGGCCGGCUUGGUAGAAGUCUCAGUUUUAAGGAAAUUUCAGAUAUUCCACAGUUGAGUUCCACAUAUACGACGGUCAAAUCAGGUCCUGUGAGAUCUGGAACUUCUGAUUUUCCAGAUAAUCCAAACAGAGAGAAAGCAAGUACUCAUAACCGAGCUAGGUCAAGCCCGUUAAGAAGGCUACUAGACCCAAUAUUAAAGCACAAGGAGGCAAAUCUACACCAUUCUGCUGAAGCUGUUAGACCCCCGAAAUCAAAUUUUAAUUCCUUGGUCCCCAAGCCAAUUAAUAUCAGCGAGUCAUUAGAGAAUCUGAAGGCUGAGGCAUCAUGGGUUAAAGCUUUUUUGCAAAUAACAAUCAAGAAUGGACUUCCUUUGUUUAAGUUUUGGGUUGACAACAACAGCAACUGUUUUGCGGCAACCAUGAAGAAUUUAUCAUCCGGGAAGGAUGAUUUCUGCCAGUAUUUUACAUUUUACUGUAUUAAUGAAGUUAAGAGAAAAAGUGGUGGCUGGAUGAGUCAAGGAAGUAAAGGCAAAAGUUGUCACUAUGCUUACAACAUUGUUGCUCAAAUGAAAGUUUCUAGCUCUGACUUAUCUGAUGUUAACGGGCAGGACUUGAGCAAGUAUAUGGUAAGAGAGGCUGUUUUGUUAGAUGUUGAUCUAACACAAGCAGAUCAAGAAUCACCUAGCGUUGUACCACAUAGGGAGCUUGCUGCUGCUGUGGUCAAGUUACCUAGGAAAGACUUGAGCCAUCCUGAACAACAGAGUGAUGAGGAAGUUAUGGAGAAGGGCUGCGCGAAAGGUUCAUCCGAGGAUUACAGCUGGGAAGAUAGUACUAUAGUCAUACUUCCAGGUGGAGUCCAUAGCUCACCGAACACAGGAGAACCUUCACCAUUACUUGACCGUUGGAAAUCUGGUGGGUUAUGUGAUUGUGGAGGCUGGGAUGUUGGUUGUAAGCUGCGUGUUCUCUCCAACCAGAACAAAUGCUGUCGGAUUCCAAAAACAUCCUCCGCAUGUUACCCUUUUCCAGAGACUUUUGAACUAUUUGCGGAGGAGGGAGCUCAGCAGAACAGGCCAAUCUUCAGUUUGGCACCAGGGAAGGAUGGAAGCUACUCGAUUGAAUUCAACACGUCACUUUCUUUAUUACAAGCGUUCUUCAUCUGUGUUGUCGUAAUCAGCAGUUGCAGACCAUCAGAUCUUUCAGAAGUUAGUAACGUGUUGGAGGCGAAAGAAUUCCAGGAACCGAAUCUGAAUCGAAGUAAUGGAAUCCAGGUGACAGGUCCGGCAAAGUAUGCUCCAAAUCCACCCCUGUCACCUGUUGGGAGGGUCUAGCUUUGUCCGAGGAAAUCCUUUUUGCUGUUCGAGUCCAACAAUCGAUGGUUUCAAACACAGCGGGAAACAUCUCGUAGCCAACAAACCAUUGUCGUGUGAAUCCAUGGAUGCUCAAAUUUUUUAGGGUAACUUGCAUGUUAUUACAGAAAACAUGUAUGAGUUCGGCCGUUGCUCGUUUUGUGCUGCUUUUUUACUGCAUUACCAUGUGUAAAGGGAAAAAACUCAAAAACCAAACUUCAACAUCUUCAAAGAAUGAUGGUGUAAAUAUGCCUAUGCUAGGGCAUUUCAGAUAUGAUAGUACCAAUUCUCCAUGCUUA
This is a messenger RNA of Malus domestica (apple), 3755 nucleotides long. The record is from RefSeq and is a predicted model, not a curated record. Lineage: Eukaryota; Viridiplantae; Streptophyta; Magnoliopsida; Rosales; Rosaceae.